UGAGAAAGUCCUUAAUAUGAGUGUCACAGAAUGCAUGCAGUAAUUUGAGGGAUGAUCUUAGGGUAUUCCCUCGUGGGGAUUCACUCUUGCACAAUCUUCCCUACGAUGUCGCCAUUUCUUCUUCUCCAUCCAUCCUCCAUAUCUAAUCAAUCAUACUACCCAUCAUGCGAAUACUCCUCAUUCUCCUCUCUCUCAUCACCCUCACAACAACCCACCCAACAAUCUCAUCCUACGGGGCAACCCUCCCCCCACCCCCCCUCGACCCCCCCAAACCCGCCACCUCCCGGUCCUAUCCAUGGCGAUCCCGCAUCGCCGACACAACCAACCACAUCACCAAAACGACCCUCUAUGGCCUCGCCCGCACCGCCCACAACCAAGGCCACCCACACUUCGCAACCUACCUGCAACACUACCUCUCCAACACGGGUCGUGACGCCCCCAUCUCCCCCGAUGACCUGAUGGCCUCCCUGCCCGGGUUCCGCGCAGAAGUGCACGCUUUGGCGGAAUUCAAAGCCCGAUUAGCUUUCCAGUCCCUUCUCAUGAACCCCCAUCUGAGCAGUAUCUCGUUUACGAGUUUCUGGCACGAGUAUCUGGUCACCCCGGAGCAGAGCUGGGAUUGGUAUCUUAGUUUAGGACAGUUCGUGUAUAGUGUCACGGGCGUGGUGAGGGUCGAGGAGGGUGGGAGGACGGUGAGUGUGCGGUAUAAGUUGCAUGUGUUUGAUUUUUGUGAUUGGGAUGGGGAGAGGGAUUUGGUCAUUGGGAAGUUCCGGUUUCGGGAGGGCGAGGUCGCGGGGUUGCAGGGGGUGGGGUUGGCCAGGGAGUUUAGGAUUCGGGGGAGUGGGGAGGUGAGGGUUGUGGAGGGGUAUACUCCUGCGAAGGGGUUUCCCACGGUGGAUGUAUAGUGAGAGGGGAAGGGGAGGGGGUUAUGGCUAGCUGGCUAGCGCGUGUGGAUGUAUGAUA
Messenger RNA from Aspergillus ibericus CBS 121593, 960 nucleotides. RefSeq lists its product as uncharacterized. The record is from RefSeq and is a predicted model, not a curated record. The transcript has a single exon. The coding region runs from base 165 to 902 and encodes 245 amino acids. Lineage: Eukaryota; Fungi; Ascomycota; Eurotiomycetes; Eurotiales; Aspergillaceae.